Chrysochloris asiatica (Cape golden mole) is the source of this 673-nucleotide messenger RNA. It is a transcript of the gene TIMP4, whose product is annotated as TIMP metallopeptidase inhibitor 4. Gene Ontology annotation, biological process: negative regulation of membrane protein ectodomain proteolysis; negative regulation of endopeptidase activity. Gene Ontology annotation, cellular component: extracellular matrix. NCBI's taxonomy places the organism in Eukaryota, Metazoa, Chordata, Mammalia, Afrosoricida, Chrysochloridae. The record is from RefSeq and is a predicted model, not a curated record. Gene Ontology annotation, molecular function: protease binding; metalloendopeptidase inhibitor activity. The transcript is spliced from 5 exons. The coding region runs from base 2 to 673 and encodes 223 amino acids.
CAUGCCACGGGGCCCCUGGGCCGCGCCUGGCUGGGCGCUGGUGCUACGAUUGCUGGCCCUGCUUCGGCCCCCGGCGCUGAGCGACGCGUGCAGCUGCGUCCCAGCGCACCCCCAGCAACACGUCUGCUACUCGGCGCUAGUGAUCCGGGCCAAGAUCGCCAGUGAGAAGGUGGUUCCUGCCAGUGCAGACCCUGGUGACACCCAAAAAAUGAUCCGAUAUGAAAUCAAACAGAUAAAGAUGUUUAAAGGGUUUGAGAAAGUCAAGAAUGUUCAGUAUAUCUACACACCUUUGGAUUCCUCCCUCUGUGGUGUGAAACUAGAAGUCAGCAGCCAGAAACAGUAUCUCUUGGCUGGUCAGGUCCUGAAUGAUGGAAAAGUCUUCGUCAAUCUCUGCAACUACAUCGAACCCUGGGAGAACCUGUCCUUACUGCAGAGGGAAAAUCUGAAUCCUCACCAUCUAAACUGUGACUGCCGAAUUACUACCUGCUACACUGUGCCCUGCACCAUCUCGGCGCCCAACGAGUGUCUGUGGACAGACUGGCUGCUGCAGCGGAAGCUCUACGGGUACCAGGCCCAGCAUUAUGUCUGCGUGAAGCUUGUUGAUGGCACCUGCAGCUGGCACCGGGGUCGCCUGCCCCUCAGGAAGGAGUUUGUGGGCAUCAACCAUCCUUAG